Molecule: messenger RNA, 930 nt
Organism: Fraxinus pennsylvanica
Lineage: Eukaryota; Viridiplantae; Streptophyta; Magnoliopsida; Lamiales; Oleaceae
Source: the annotation of a GenBank genome assembly
AUGGCCUGCUUGGUCAAGGGUGUAUACACACUCGAAAGUGAUCGCAAGAAAAAUCGACAAGGCGAUCAAGCUCUUGCUCCUGAAUGGUGGAAAUCUUUCAAUUUUGAACUAACCCAAGUUCUAGUAGAUGAGAAGGACCAAUCAAUUUUUGGAGCUAUUUUCAAGUCCGAUCCUAACUACAUAGGCGGCCAAGGUCCCCCAAAAUACGUGAUCGCCUUCCGUGGUACGGUCAACAAACAGGAAAACGUGACUCAAGAUUAUAAGCAGAAUCUUCAGCUUUUUCUCAAUAAACUCGAGAAAAGUCCGCGUGUUCGGGCUGGCAUGAAUGUUGCUAUGAACGUUGUUCAAGAAGCAAAUGGCCCUGGAAAUGUGUUGUUGGCAGGACAUUCCGCAGGUUCAUCCAUAGCACUACUAAUUGGGAGGAAAAUGGUGGAAGCGGGAUAUAAUCUCGAGACCUAUCUCUUUAAUCCGCCAUUCCUUUCUUUUCCAAUUGAACAAAUAAAAAACGAGACUUUGAAGAAAUGUCUAAGAUUUGGAAAAAGUAUCGUCAUUGCAGGACUAGCUUCUGCUGCUAAUGGAGGUCACUGGCCAACAUCUGAUCCGUUUAUCGUGUUAUCAUCAUGGGCACCCCAUUUGUUCGUCAAUAAGUCCGAUCCCAUAUGUUCCAACUACAUUGGAUAUUUUGAAGGCAGGGAGAAAAUGGAGAGAAUGGGAUUUGGAAAAAUUGAAAAUAUAUCGACACAAAAUUCAAUACGGAGUAUUGCGUUCCAUGCAAUAGGGAAGGAUUCAGAACCAAUUCACCUUCUUCCUUCUGCACGUAUGACUAUAAAUAUAAGUCCCACCUGUAAAAGGUUCAGGGAGGCACAUGGAAUUCGUCAAUGGUGGAAACCAGAUUUGCAAGUCGAACGCAAAUACUAUUCGUGGCAUUAA